This is a messenger RNA of Meloidogyne enterolobii, 2581 nucleotides long. NCBI's taxonomy places the organism in Eukaryota, Metazoa, Nematoda, Chromadorea, Rhabditida, Meloidogynidae. The record is from the annotation of a GenBank genome assembly.
UUGAUUUUUCUUUUUCAAAUUUAAGGAGUUUGAAAUUUUUAAAAAUUUGUUAAACAUGACGAUAAUAAUUUUUCUUGUUGAUACGAGUGCUUCAAUGUUGCAAAGAACAUAUUUGGGGACUACAUACUUAGAUUAUGCAAGACUAGCAAUAGAACAAUUCCUUAAGCAAAGACAACGGGAUCCAGCAUCAAGCGGGGACAGAUACAUGUUGAUGACGUUUGAAGAUUAUCCACAAAAUAUCAAGUCGGGAUGGAAAGAAAGCCAACGGAUAUUCAACGAACAAUUAAAAAAUCUUAAAGCAAAAGGGUCGUUAAAAUUUGAGUCUUGUCUCGACUCUGUCCUAAGGCUUUUACUUGUUAGUCGAAUGCAGAGCGGUUCUGGCGCGUCAAUCGAAGCCUUUGGGUUUGGGAGGUAUCCAAGCUAUGCAGAACAUGUGGUUAUCAUUCCAGUGAUUGAUGGCUCUUCUUUGCCGUUGCCUGAUUCUGAAGCGACAGUACCAAAACCUCGACUUUUAACAGGCAGCGAUCUUUUUGUUGAAGGGUAUCGGUGGGAUCAACGUCUCUUCCCCAUUGUUUUGAGGUUGCCAGGUCAUCUACACCCUCUAAUUAAACAGCAAGGUCUGGUACCUCCAGAAGAUAAUAGUAUAGCACAAAAUUUUGCGGAGGAGAUGGGAGGUCGUUCAUUCUCAAUAACUUCACAUCGAGCGCUUACUCCUUGUAUUGAUCACAUUAUCCAAAAAAUUCAAACCAAUGGAAUAAUCAUACGCUUUCAGAAACAAGGACCAGAUCCGAUUCUUCCCAAUGGAAUAAAUGAAAAUGACCAAUCCAAACGUGAUGAAAAUAAUGAACAAUGGAAGAAUUCGUUAGUUUUAAUAAAAAGCAAAGUUGGACAACAACACAGUCAUUGGCCAAUUCCAGAAGCUUAUUGGCCUGAUUCUGUCAAGACUUCUUUGCCACCUCGAAAUGCUCACCCAAUAGUUGUUUUUCGUUGUGAACGUGUUGAGCCUUUAUUCAAUACUGACUUUCCUCUGGACAAGUACGAGUUGGAUAGUGCUUCUCCUUUAGCUCAAUUUAUUCUUGACGUAAAAGAGUCUAAUCUUUGUUGGCAGGUUUUUGUUGAAAAUUCCUAUCGUCAACCAGGACUUGGUUUUCCAUUUGGAUAUAUUAAAAUUUCUACCUCGGCAACAGUUACUCUUUAUGUUAUGCCUUAUAAUUAUCCUGAACUUCUUUCUCUUUUGGCAAUGGGGAAAGAUCCAAAAAUUGGUAGCAGUCAUCCACAAUUUCAACACAAAUUUGAGAAAUACCUAAAAACAGUUCCAGCGUACUACUACUCUCGCCUAAAAAACGCCCUAAGUCGUAUAAAAGUAAUGCCUCCUUGUUUGGAAGAAGCAAAUACUAAACUUUAUGGUUAUUGCAAUUUGGUUGCAUUACAAACACGUAUUAAACACCAAGGACAACAAGAAUUUGAAUCUGCUUGCACUGCUGUUCACAAAAAUUUACAAGAAACUUCUUUACUUCCACCAAAUUCUGCUUCUUUUGUAAGUCUAAAAAAUGUAAAAGUUUCUCGUUCACGUAGUCAGCUUGGCAAAGGAGCUUUAACUUCUUGUACUUUUCGGCCAGCAGUUGCUCCAUUCAAAUCACUCAUCCCAGCAGAUGCAUUUAAAGAUACAAAUAUUUUAUUAUUAGAAACACCUUCACAAACAUUAAUUCCUUCACUUCAAUUUAAAAAUCCUUUUGAUAUUGCGAGAGAAAAUUUAUAUUCUCAAUUGGAUAAAAUGCGUUUAAAUUUUGACCAGCAAGUUCAGACGAGUAAUUUACAUGUUUUGGAGGGUGGAUUGCCUGGACAAAAAAUUAAAUUACAACAUGCAGAAGAUUUGCACAACUUACCAAUCGCAAAGAUGGGUAUUUACGAGGAAUACAUGAAGUCAUUAAAUGCAAUAGGUCUAGGUCCUAAGCGUGAACUUGAACCACAAGUAGCUAGACCACAUGCUUUUGGAAAUCCUUUUAAAUUGGAUAAAAAGAAUAUGUCGAUUGUUGAUGAGGUUGGAGAAAUGAAUGUAAAUUCUGACGAGCCUUCUUCUUCCUCUUCCAUAAGCAGUGCUGAAAGAAGAGAACAACGCAAAAGGGAACGUGAGAAUCGUGCUUCGUCUGAAGGUCCGGGGAGUAGUGGACAAGUAAUUGCUAGAUUUAAAAGAAGGCCGGGUCCUUUGGAUUUGAGUAGAUUGUUUGCUUGGAAAAAUCGUCGAAGAUCAAUGCGAAAUCAAAACAAUUCAAAUUCAAUGGCUACUGACAUUUUGGAGAUCCAAUCAGCCCCUCCAGAUGCCCAAGACUUUGAAGAACGCAAUAAAUUGGAAGAAGAGGAUUUGGAAGACCAAAUAAAUGAAGAAGAAGAAAUGGAAGAGAAGGGGUUUGAAGAUGAUAUUCAAUAUAUUGAAUUGGAUAAGUCUCAACAACAACAACAAAAAGCUAAUUUUUGGGGUAAUAAUAAAGGAAAUUCUUUAGGUAUAUUUUUGAUCAUGGAACUCUUAAAUUUUUGGGGAGGGAUUUUGCGGUCUAGAAAAUCCUUUUAUAGGGCGUGUUAA